Molecule: messenger RNA, 561 nt
Organism: Candida tropicalis MYA-3404
Lineage: Eukaryota; Fungi; Ascomycota; Pichiomycetes; Serinales; Debaryomycetaceae
Product: multidrug resistance protein CDR1
Exons: 1
Coding region: 1-561 (186 amino acids)
Cellular component (GO): membrane
Molecular function (GO): ABC-type transporter activity
Source: RefSeq, a predicted model, not a curated record
AUGUGGAUGUUUUUGACGUCAUUCUAUGUUUAUUCAGCAACAUUUGGGCAAUUGUGUAUGUCAUUCAACGAGUUGAUUGAUGUGGCAGGUAAUUUGGCAUCAACAUUAUAUAUCAUGUGUUUAAUGUUUUGUGGUGUAAUUGUGCUGCCAGAUGUCAUGCCUGGAUUUUGGAUGUUUAUGUAUAGAAUUAAUCCAUUUACCUAUUUGAUUCAAGGAAUUCUUGCAACAGGUUUGGGGAAUAACAGCGUGACAUGUGCUGAUCGGGAAUUGCUCACACUUAGACCACCACAAGGAUUGACAUGUUCCUCGUUUUUGAAUCCGUAUAUUAAAGUGGCGGGAGGAUAUUUUUAUUCACUAGAGAAUGGAUCUUGUUCCUUUUGUAUGAUGGAUGACACUGAUCAGUUUUUGACGGCUGCAAAUUCUCCAUACAAUAGACGAUGGAAACAUUUUGGAAUAUUUGUUGCGUUCAUUGGAAUAAAUGUUAUUUGUACGAUAUUUCUUUAUUGGCUAUUUCGAGUUCCAAAAAGAGUCAAAUUCAGUCGCAAUAAGACAAUUUUUUAG